CGGGGUUGUGUCUGUUGCUGCAACAGGGUGCGGCCGGGUGGGGGGCGCGAGCGCGGGCCCAGGUUCCAGGAAGGCCGUGCGCGAGGUGCUCCUUGCUCGGCUCCCGGUUCCCCCGCGCCCCCCCCCCCGCUCUUCUCGGGACCCCGGCCCGGCCGCCGCCCGCGUCCCGGAAGCUCCGACCUGAGCCAUGGUUUUUCACACCUGUGGCCCUAAUGAGGCCAUGGUCGUCUCCGGUUUCUGCCGGAGCCCUCCAGUCAUGGUGGCUGGAGGUCGUGUCUUUGUGCUGCCCUGCAUCCAGAAAAUCCAGAGGAUCUCUCUCAACACACUGACCCUCAAUGUCAAGAGUGAAAAGGUUUACACUCGCCAUGGGGUCCCCAUCUCAGUCACUGGCAUUGCCCAGGUGAAAAUCCAGGGGCAGAACAAGGAGAUGUUGGCAGCCGCCUGCCAGAUGUUCCUGGGGAAGACAGAGGCUGAGAUUGCCCACAUUGCACUGGAGACACUGGAGGGCCAUCAGAGGGCUAUCAUGGCCCACAUGACUGUAGAGGAAAUCUAUAAGGACAGGCAGAAAUUCUCAGAGCAAGUUUUCAAAGUGGCCUCCUCAGACCUGGUCAACAUGGGCAUCAGCGUGGUUAGCUACACCCUGAAGGACAUUCACGAUGACCAGAACUAUUUGCACUCCUUGGGGAAGGCUCGAACAGCUCAAGUCCAAAAGGAUGCUCGGAUUGGGGAAGCAGAGGCCAAGAGAGAUGCUGGGAUCCGGGAGGCUCAAGCCAAGCAGGAAAAGGUGUCUGCUCAGUACCUGAGUGAGAUCGAGAUGGCCAAGGCGCAGAGGGACUACGAGCUGAAGAAGGCCGCGUAUGACAUCGAGGUCAACGCCCGCCGGGCGCAGGCUGACCUGGCCUAUCAGCUUCAGGUGGCCAAGACUAAGCAGCAGAUCGAGGAGCAGAGGGUACAGGUGCAAGUGGUGGAGCGGGCCCAGCAGGUGGCAGUGCAGGAGCAGGAGAUCGCCCGCAGAGAGAAGGAGCUGGAGGCCCGAGUUCGGAAGCCAGCAGAAGCCGAGCGCUACAAGCUGGAGCGCCUAGCCGAGGCAGAGAGGACUCAGCUGAUUAUGCAGGCGGAGGCAGAAGCUGAGUCUGUGCGGAUGCGUGGGGAGGCUGAGGCCUUUGCCAUAGGGGCCCGAGCCCGGGCCGAGGCCGAGCAAAUGUCCAAGAAGGCCGAAGCAUUCCAGCUGUAUGAGGAGGCAGCUCAGCUGAACAUGCUGCUAGAGAAGCUGCCCCAGGUGGCAGAGGAGAUCAGUGGUCCCUUGACCUCAGCCAAUAAGAUCACACUGGUGUCCAGUGGAAGUGGAGCCAUGGGGGCAGCCAAAGUGACCGGGGAAGUUCUGGACAUCCUGAGCCGCCUGCCGGAGAGUGUGGAGAGACUCACAGGCAUCAGCAUCUCCCAGGUGAACCACAAGCCUUUGCGAACAGCCUGAGCCCUCGACCUUCGCCGCUGCUCAGCCUCAUGGCUCACGUUGCCUAAACGGUCCCCAUGUUGCGUGCACUUCAGCUGGCUUCUCUGAGCAUGUCCUGACAGUGGGGUUCCUCCCCUCAUCUCUCCUUGCCAAAUAGCCUGUGCCUUGCCUUGGAGGGGGAAAGGUUGCUCCCCCUCCCAAUCCCACACUGCCAAGAAUGCCAGGCCCCAGGGCUCCCAUGCCAGCCUUCCGAUUAUCACCUCCCAUGCCAAACUUAUUUAACUUUUACUUCCUAAUUAGACUGCGUGAGCCUGUUGUCCAGAAUUCCUUCCUGACCAAGACUGAGGGAUGGCCUGGAGGUUCUCAGCUUUACUUGUCAAAUAAAAUGCUGUUAAUAAGUACUGAUA
Ceratotherium simum simum (southern white rhinoceros) is the source of this 1860-nucleotide messenger RNA. It is a transcript of the gene FLOT1, whose product is annotated as flotillin 1. The record is from RefSeq and is a predicted model, not a curated record. Gene Ontology annotation, biological process: protein kinase C signaling; positive regulation of cell junction assembly; regulation of receptor internalization. Gene Ontology annotation, molecular function: protease binding. Gene Ontology annotation, cellular component: flotillin complex; plasma membrane; cytoplasmic vesicle. Lineage: Eukaryota; Metazoa; Chordata; Mammalia; Perissodactyla; Rhinocerotidae.